Molecule: messenger RNA, 1475 nt
Organism: Gastrolobium bilobum
Lineage: Eukaryota; Viridiplantae; Streptophyta; Magnoliopsida; Fabales; Fabaceae
Product: SNF1-related protein kinase regulatory subunit beta-2-like
Exons: 4
Coding region: 305-1102 (265 amino acids)
Molecular function (GO): protein binding
Source: RefSeq, a predicted model, not a curated record
AAAGGGAUACUGGGAAUUAUGACAUAUGCAUAUUAUGGUCAUGAAAUAAUAACAGAGAAGCAACAUGAUGAUGAUGAUAUGUAUGCUCAGAAAAGCAACAUGAUGAUGAUAUGUAUGCUCAUCCCUAAAUCUAAUAUCCUCCAAACUCGUCGGAAAGUAUUAUUAUAUAUUUAUAAUUACAAUUAUGGUUACCUGCUCCCGCUCCUUGAGUGCUUCUUAUUCUUAAAGUUGUAUCUACUCAAUUUGUAUUCUUAUUCUUAUUAAACACAAAGACAAAGACAAGGUUCGUUUUCUUUAUGAAACGAUGGGGAAUGUGAAUGGAAAUCCUUCAGAAGAAGAAGAACAAGAAGGUUGUGCAACUGUGCCCCCGAUGGGUCAGUCUCCCCCUACCAGCCCUACGGCUACCCAUUCUCCAUUCAUCUUCACUCCUCAAGUCCCAGUGAUUCCUCUACAAAGACCGUAUGAGAUGCAUGUUCCAAAUCAUUCCUGCAUGCAAACGACUUUAGGGUAUGAAGAUAUGUACAGUGAACUAGGAAUUCCAACAAUGAUUACUUGGAGUUAUGAUGGAAAAGAAGUAGCUGUGGAGGGAUCAUGGGAUAAUUGGAAAACAAGAAUGCCCCUGCAGAGAUCAGGGAAAGACUUCACAUUAAUGAAGGUACUGCCGUCUGGUGUUUACCAGUACAGAUUUAUUGUGGAUGGACGGUGGAGGUACACUCCAGACUUGCCAUGGGCCAAAGAUGAUGCUGAGAAUGCUUACAACAUCUUGGACUUACAGGAUUAUGUCCCUGAAGACAUUGGAAGCAUUUCUAGUUUCGAACCUCCUCAAUCACCAGACACGAGUUAUAACAACUUACCACUUAGUUCUGAAGAUUAUGCAAAGGAGCCCACAUUAGUUCCUCCACACUUGCAAAUGACACUACUAAAUAUGCCUGCAACAAGUUUGGAAAUCAUACCUGCUAUGCCAAGACCUCAACAUGGAGUGCUCAAUCAUCUUUACAUGCAGAAAGGAAAGAGCAGUCCUUCAGUGGUUGCCCUUGGUACAACUCAUCGGUUUCUCGCCAAAUAUGUCACUGUGGUGCUGUACAAAUCUUUGCAGAGGUAAACCGUAAACAUAAAUGACAUGGACCAUAGUUUUUAACGCCUUCUAUUAUAGUUAAUAGAGCUUCACGUAAUAUAGUUAUGAGAGAGAAAUGAUAAGCUACAUAACGGUCACUACACGAAAGUUAAGAUUGUAUACCAUAUAAUGCGAUUGCUUAAUGGCCAAUUAUCAGACAAUUUAGUUCCAAUUCUUAAAUAUUUGGUGGUGCUUUCUCUAGGAAUUUUAAUUGAGUGAUUAUAAGGAUAAAAAUAAUUUACUAAAAGUGUUCUUAUCAUGUAUAGUUGGAAGAGCAAUUUGUUGGUUAAGCUAUUUUGCAACCCAUAUCUACCACGUGCAUUUUCUUUUUUAGAUACUCUCAGAUUGCUUUUUUUUUUUC